This is a messenger RNA of Oncorhynchus kisutch (coho salmon), 2113 nucleotides long. Its product is annotated as homeobox protein OTX2. The coding region runs from base 368 to 1231 and encodes 287 amino acids. Gene Ontology annotation, molecular function: DNA-binding transcription factor activity, RNA polymerase II-specific; RNA polymerase II cis-regulatory region sequence-specific DNA binding. The transcript has 3 exons. NCBI's taxonomy places the organism in Eukaryota, Metazoa, Chordata, Actinopteri, Salmoniformes, Salmonidae. The record is from RefSeq and is a predicted model, not a curated record. Gene Ontology annotation, cellular component: nucleus. Gene Ontology annotation, biological process: multicellular organism development; regulation of transcription by RNA polymerase II.
GAGAGAGAGAGAGAGAGAGAGAGUAGGGUAGGGUAGUACGUUUGUCAGACAGACAGAGCAUCCUCAGUCCACAAGGACAGCUGGGGGUCUCCGGUCUGCUUUAAGAGCGCUGGGCGUACAGGGCGACGCUCAUUUUUUAAAUUCACCUCGCUGUGUAAAAGAGUGUGUAACGACUCCAGCGAAAAACCAAGGACUUAUCGUCUAACCAAAACAACCUUCUCUCUUUCCUGUCGUGCAGGACAGGUCAGGUAUUGGACAGAAUAAUUGAGAAGAAUCCAACACUUGAGGACUCAACUAAAAGGGUAUUUUUAUAGAACUUUCUGUUUUCAAAAUUCUCUCCAACUUUGCCCUUCGAUCGGAGGCUAGAAUGAUGUCUUAUCUGAAGCAGCCACCUUAUACAGUCAACGGCCUGAGUUUGUCUGCCUCCGGGAUGGACCUACUCCAUCCGUCUGUCGGCUAUCCAGCCACCCCUCGUAAACAGAGGCGCGAGAGGACGACCUUUACGCGUGCUCAGCUGGACAUUCUGGAGAACUUGUUCGCCAAGACGCGCUACCCAGACAUCUUCAUGCGCGAGGAGGUGGCCCUGAAGAUCAACCUACCUGAGUCUCGUGUUCAGGUAUGGUUUAAAAACCGAAGGGCGAAGUGUCGCCAGCAGGCACAGCAGUCACAGAGCGGCGCGCAGAGCAAGACCAGACCCGUCAAGAAGAAAAGUUCCCCCAUCAGAGAAGCCAGCUCAGAGAGCGGUGCCAGCGGCCAAUUCACACCGCCCCCCAGCACCUCAAUCCCGGCCGUGAGCAGCAGCAGUGCACCGGUGUCCAUCUGGAGCCCGGCCUCCAUCUCUCCUCUCUCUGACCCACUCUCUACCUCCUCCUCUUGUAUGCAACGGUCGUACCCGAUGACCUACACCCAGGCGUCCGGAUACAGCCAGGGCUACACCGGAUCCUCAUCGUAUUUCAGCGGGAUGGACUGCGGGUCUUACUUGGCGCCUAUGCACCACCAGCUCUCCACGGCGGGCUCCACAAUGAGCCCCAUGGGCAGCAACGGGGUAUCCAGCCACCUGAGCCCGGUUUCUUCCCUCGCCACGCAGGGUUAUGGGGCAGCGGGACUGGGCUUCAGCGGUCCCACAGACUGCCUGGAUUACAAAGACCAGGCCGCGGCCUGGAAACUCAACUUCAACGCGGAUUGUUUGGAUUACAAAGACCAGUCGUCGUGGAAAUUUCAGGUGUUGUGAGAAGAAUGAGUGAAUUACAUUAUCUUUUCACAAUGUGGUGAAAUAAAGGCCAGUCAAUCCGGUGGGCCCAGGUUGGCAGUGAAUGAGUCGCCGAAAGGGAACGUUUUCCAACGACUGGGCCUAGUGUCUGUCAAACUAUUACCCCAGCAGCAGCAGUGGGAGAGGAGGGGAGCUGCCGCUCUGUUUGUCUGUCUGACUGCGUCACACCUGUUGGGUUAAUUUAUUGAAAAUUCAGAGUGAACUCUGUUUAACUUUGAUCAAGGACAUGGAACAAAAUUGUUACCCAAGAAGAAAAUGAUCAAGAGAAGUUCCAAACCUCGGUUAAGCGCGUGGAAUUGGUCAGCUUUCCAUAAGCUUCUUACGACUCCCCGACCCUCUCCUCUUGGUUGGCAAGCUAAAGGGGCCCUUUGAUCAAAGCAUUGUGCGUGCGUGCGUAUGUGUGUGUGUGUACCCGCACAUCUCUGUGCGCGCGCCUUUGAGGCGAACCUGGAUGCACUAUUUAAUUUAUGAAAAAUGCUUAUAAGACACUAGUUCCAAGAGACAAUCAACCAGUAUUCGUGUGCUCAUAAAUGUCCCACUACGUGUUUUUCAUCUUCUCUAUCAUUGUUAGCUUUUUGAGACUGUGAUUCCUUGUAUGCAAUUCUGAGUUUCCCAUCUGCGAUCACCCAGCUGUGAAUGGAUAAAAAAAAAAAUCCAAGUGUUUCAAAUGAUAAGUUAUUAUGAUGAAAUAUUAGUUGAAAUAGGGAGUUCUCAAACAGUGUGAGUGGCGGAGUCAAUGAACAGCAACGUUGCCUGAAACAUCAGUGUCCAUCAAUGACCAAAUACAGCUCAAGGUUGUUAUGCCAAACUGCCAAGCACACAAAUAAAGAACGUUUGAACUGA